Molecule: messenger RNA, 1444 nt
Organism: Mya arenaria
Lineage: Eukaryota; Metazoa; Mollusca; Bivalvia; Myida; Myidae
Product: short-chain collagen C4-like
Exons: 4
Coding region: 88-846 (252 amino acids)
Source: RefSeq, a predicted model, not a curated record
CUCCACUUCAGACAUCCGCCUGCACCACGUUGUAUUCGUUUAUUUUGUUUUGUUUUAAUUGCGGAAAGUCUGUGUCUUAAAAACAUCAUGAUUUACCAAGCACGUGGAAUUUUAUCGUUGAUUCUGCUGAUAAAUUAUUUAGAAAAAGCAUAUGUAAAUGCGGACGAGCCAGCAUGUUCUAAGUUUGACUUUGAAGAACGAUUGCUCGCCAAAGUCAUAAAACUGGAACAUACGCUAAAGACAACACAGGAAACCGUUGAAUCUAUAAAAGCAUCUGCGAAAAGAACUGGAACGACUUACAUACGCUGGGGUCGAACCGAAUGCAAUACCAAUGGCACAGAACUCGUGUAUAGAGGUUUUGCUGGAGGAUCGUUUUACACAGACAAUGGCGGAGCCUCGAAUUACCUUUGCCUUCCGGAGAAACCGGAAUGGGGAAAUUACGAUGAUAAGGAGAACGGCGACAGUGCCUUAGUGUAUGGUGGAGAGUUCCAACUUAACAACAGAGAAUCAUUUUUUGACCACGCAGAUGUGGGUAAUAUAUACCAGCAAGAUGUUCCAUGUGCAGUAUGCAAGACUGAGCGAUCAUCUUUGAUGAUGAUUCCGGCGAAAAGAAAUUGCUUCGACGGGUGGACGAAAGAAUAUGAAGGUUACUUGGCAGCGGGCUCGAUAGCGACAACCGCGCCUUCUGAGUACGUUUGCUUGGAUGGGAAACCGGAAAUCCUCUACGGCGGAGGUACGAACACAAACGGGAAAUUGUUCUAUAUUGCCGAAGCGAGAUGCGGCUCCCUGCGUUGUCCGCCAUACGUCAAUGGACGUGAGCUAACGUGCGCUGUUUGUACUGCAUAGGAACGCUAGAACUUUUGUAUUUCUUGUUUUGAAAUGUUUUAUUAAGGCAGUAUUCUAAAUAUAUUCUAACCUCACUUUCAUUUAUUUUUAUUUUUCAAAUUUUAUUCAACACAAAACAACAAUGUUAUAUUACAUGAAAUGCACUAAAUCUUUAAAUGAUGCCGAAAUAUUCGGCAAAACUAUUCAAACAUCUGUUUGUGACUCUAUGCUUUUUAUAGUAUGAGAAUAGAGUGACAAAUUCAUUUUUAAAGAUAUGCAUAAUGUCGACAUGUUAUCGUCUACUAUUGCUGAUGAAAUAUGCUUUAUAUAUACUAUAACCUAGAGUGGCAAAUAUUAGGUUUAAAUAAAAAUAUUCAGGAUUAGUAAUAUUAUAUCCAAGUACAAUAUAUUCAAUCUUUCUUAUAUUCUUGUUUACCCCGUAUUUUGAAAAGGCAUUUGAAAAGAUCUGCCAAACAGAGUUGACUGAUAAACAAUCUAUGAAAACAUGUUCAUAUGUCUCACACGUGUUGCAAAUAUUGCAGUUUGGUGAAUUACUCUUACCCCACUUAUGCUUUAUAACGUUGCACGGAAAAAUGUUGAUUAAAACUUUAUAUUUGAA